This is a messenger RNA of Phytophthora infestans T30-4, 1467 nucleotides long. RefSeq names its product D-lactate dehydrogenase, putative. NCBI's taxonomy places the organism in Eukaryota, Oomycota, Peronosporomycetes, Peronosporales, Peronosporaceae. Gene Ontology annotation, biological process: lactate catabolic process. Gene Ontology annotation, cellular component: mitochondrion. Bases 1 to 1467 code for a protein of 488 amino acids. The record is from RefSeq and is a predicted model, not a curated record. The transcript is spliced from 6 exons. Gene Ontology annotation, molecular function: D-lactate dehydrogenase (NAD+) activity; FAD binding; D-lactate dehydrogenase (cytochrome) activity.
AUGUGGCGCCAAGUGACCUCCGCUGCUUCACGGCUCUCUCUUCAUGCAUCGGCCUCUCCGAUUCGAUCGCUGAGCACGCGACGCACGGCGUCGCCUGCGACUAUUUCGGCUUUGAAAGGGCUACUGGGAGAUCGCCUGUCAACGUCUCGUUCAGUGCUCGAGCAACACGGCACUGACGAGUCGUAUCACAAAGUCUCCCCACCGGAUGCUGUCGCUUUCGUGGAGUCGACCGAAGAGGUCUCGGAAGUGAUCAAAAUUUGUGCCGCUGCUGGGACUCCUGUCAUCCCGUUUGGCGCUGGUUCGUCUCUUGAGGGACACAUUUCCGCUACGUAUGGAGGUGUCUCUAUCGACCUGACUGGAAUGAACAAGAUUCUCAAGGUAGAACCGGAAAAUAUGAGUUGCCGAGUGCAGGCUGGUGUGACGCGAGAGUUGCUGAACACGGAUCUGCGAGCCACCGGCUUGUUUUUCCCAGUGGAUCCAGGUGCUAACGCCAGUAUCGGAGGCAUGAUCAACACGAAUGCGUCUGGCACGACCACCGUUCGUUACGGCAACAUGAAGACAAAUGUGAUGGCUCUCACUGCUGUCAUGGCCGAUGGAAGAAUCAUCAAGACCGGAUCGAAGACGCGGAAAUCCUCGGCUGGAUACGACCUCAUGCGGUUGAUCAUCGGCUCGGAAGGAACUCUCGCUGUGGUUACUGAGGCCGAACUGCGUCUCUUUGGCAACCCUGAGGCGGAGAAGACAAUGAUUUGCUCAUUCAACACGAUGAAAGACGCGGUGGAGACGUGUGCGGUAGUCAUGCAAAUGGGUAUACCAGUGGCACGUAUGGAGUUGAUGGACGAGAACGCGGUGGAGGCGAUCAACAAGUACUCGAAGCUGGACAACCCCGUGCGUCCAUCUCUGAUUAUCGAGCACCACGGCUCUAAUGGAGAAGUGGAGGAACAGAGUGCUAUUGUAGUGGAGAUUGCCAAUGAUUUUGAAGCGAAGGAUAUUGAACUAGCUACGAGUGCUGAGGAUCGCAAGAAGCUUUGGAGUGGACGUCACACUGCGUGGUGGGCUACGUUGAGUCGAAUGCCAGGAAGCCGUGGGCUUGUCACGGACGUUGCGGUGCCACCGUCGAAGUUGGCGAAUAUCAUUGUCGAGACUCAAGCUGAUCUUAAGGAGACCGGGUUGUUUGGAGCCAUUGUCGGACACGUCGGCGACGGCAACUUUCAUGUUAUGAUGCCAUUUUACCAGGACAAACCUGAGCUCAUGACCAAGGUGAAGAGCUUCUCGAAUCGCCUUGUGGAACGUGCGCUGGCUUACGAGGGAACAUGCACUGGCGAGCAUGGCGUCGGCCUCGGAAAGAUGAAAUACUUGUCCAUUGAGCACCGCGACAGUUUGGAUGUGAUGCACACCAUUAAGAAGGCCUUGGAUCCCAAAGACAUCAUGAAUCCGGGCAAGAUGUUCUAUGGCACAGCGCAGAGCUAG